AUGUCCCAUAGACAAGCCCGCUAUCAGCCUCUUGAUAAUGCCUCUGAAGUAGAGCUUGACGGAGGCGACCUGUCCGAUGAUGACCCCAAGGCACCUCAGACUUUCACCCUCCGCUCCGGUCCACCAGCAAGCGACGCCGCUUCCUCAAGCGAGGUCGCUUUGUUAGGCUCCUCCGCCCCUGGAGUCCGUGGCACGUCCCCCAGACGACGAAAAUAUCCCGAUACCGUUGCCAGCCGCUUCUGCGUCGGCCCCAGACUCACUAAGCAAUACAUCGCCUGCUCAGUCCUCAUCUUAGCAGUCAUUGUCUCGCUCAUUGGUGGCGGUGGCUACUGGGUCUAUACAAAGGGUCAGAUCAAUGGGCAGUCUCCGCCGUGGUAUCCGACACCGCCAGGCGGGACAUUGCCAGCAUGGCAAGUCAGCUACGACAAGGCUCGGAAACUGGUUGAGCGUAUGAGCCUCGUGGAAAAGGUCAACAUCACCACCGGCACAGGAUGGGCAAUGGGACUUUGUGUGGGCAAUACUGCUCCUGCACUGAGCGCUGGUUUCCCCGGUCUUUGUCUUCAGGACGGCCCUCUGGGGAUACGAUUUGCAGAUCAUGCUACUUCCUUCCCUGCUGGUAUCACGGUGGGCGCCACCUGGAACCGUGAUUUGAUGCGUCGCCGCGGCGCCGCUCAUGCACGUCAGGCCAAACUCAAGGGCGUCAACGUUCUUCUUGGGCCAGCAAUGGGACCAUUGGGUCGAAACCCGGCUGGUGGCCGAACGUGGGAAGGCUUUGGCAGCGAUCCAGUCGUGCAAGGCGUAGCUGCAUACGAGACCAUUCAAGGCAUCCAGUCACAAGGUGUCAUGGCAACUGCAAAACACUAUAUUGGCAACGAGCAAGAGCAUUUCCGUCGACCUCUGGAGUGGGGUCUCCCAGAGGCUCUCUCUUCCAAUAUCGAUGAUCGCACUCUGCACGAAGUCUACGCCUGGCCGUUUGCCGAGAGUGUAAGAGCCGGAGUGGCCAGCAUCAUGUGUUCCUAUCAGAUGGUCAACAAUUCUUAUGCUUGUGCGAACAGUAAGUUGAUGAACGGGCUCUUGAAAGAUGAACUCGGCUUCCAAGGCUUUGUCCAGUCGGACUGGUUGGCUCAACGCAGCGGUGUUGCUAGUGCUCUCGCAGGCCUCGAUAUGUCCAUGCCCGGUGACGGAUUGUUUUGGCAAGAUGGAAGAUCACUCUUCGGCGAGCAGCUCACCAUCGCGGUGCUCAAUGGCUCUCUUCCGGUGAGCAGGCUCAACGACAUGGUCACACGGAUCGUUGCUGCAUGGUAUCAGCUAGGACAAGAUUCCUGGGCCUCUGAAGGACCCAAUUUUUCCUCGUGGACGCACGAUGAAUACGGCUAUCCACAUGCUGGUAGCAAUAGCAAACAAGACAAAGUCCUCGUCAACAAGUAUGUCGAGACAGAGAACGACGAAAGCCGACAAUUAGCCCGAGAAGUCGCCAGCGAGGGCACCAUUCUGCUGAAGAACGAAGAUUCAAUUUUGCCCCUGAGUCCUACACUUUCCGAGCUGGGGACCGGUACCCCCAAGCGAGUCGCCAUUAUCGGGGAGGACGCCGGCCCUGGGAAAGGACCUAAUUACUGCGAAGAUCGAGCUUGCAAUCAAGGCACUCUCGCUGUGGGUUGGGGUUCAGGUGCGACAGAUUUCACUUACCUCGUGGACCCGCUCUCAGCGCUGAACUCAAGCUUCGACCAGUCCGUGGUCGAAAUAACCAGCUCCCUCACCAAUAAAUUGUCUUCCAAUUUCAGGAAGGCGCUCAGGGAACAAGACUUAUGCCUCGUCUUUGGCAACGCAGACUCGGGCGAAGGCCAUCGCAUCUGGCAUAGUCAACGUGCAGACAGAAAUGACCUGGAAAUCCAGAAAGGCGCAGGCCAGUUGAUUCGCACUGUGGCCGACGAGUGCGGUGGUCCUGUUGUGGUCAUUAUUCAUUCUGUUGGUCCUGUCAUCCUCGAGGAGUUUGCCGAUUUGCAGUCCGUCAAGGCCAUUGUCUUUGCGAACCUGCCCGGUCAGGAAAGCGGAAAUGCCCUUGCUGAUGUCCUGUUUGGACGUACCGAUGCUUCCGGACGGCUUCCCUACACGGUCGGCAAGUCCCUUGCGGACUAUGGUCCAGGUGCUCCAGUGCUUUACUAUCCCAACGCCAUCACCCCACAGGUGAAUUUCAGGGAAGGCCUGUUCAUCGAUUACCGGCAUUUUGACAAGGCAGGCACUGAGCCUCGUUAUCCUUUCGGUCACGGGUUGUCCUUCACAACAUUCGAUUUCUCUGACCUGGUCGUUACGAGACUGAGAUCGAAAUCGGCCCUCCCUUCUGCAAGGCCUCCAACGCUGACACCCCCAAGAUUUGACGAAACUAUACCACCUGUUGAGAGUGCGCUCAUCCCAAGCACACUCACAAAGAUAAGGAAGUUCGUUUAUCCGUACAUAUCUCGAGCAGACCAAGUAAAGAAGGGCAAGUAUCCGUAUCCUGAUGGAUACGACAUCGUUCAGGCGCCCAGUGCUGCUGGAGGUGGCGAAGGCGGCAAUCCUGCUCUGUUUGAAGAGUAUGUCAAUGUCCAAGUGCGUAUUACAAACACAGGAAACCGCAAAGGGAAGUCCGUGGUACAACUGUAUGUCUCAUUCCCUUCUGCGAUAAAGGAACCAUCCACGAAUGAAAUCAUCGAAACGCCGGUGAGGGUGUUGCGCAACUUCACAAAGAUCGAGCUCGAGGCAGGUGCAGCACAGGUUGUGAACCUCAGUCUGACUCGAAAAGAUUUGAGUUACUGGUCUGUGAUUCAACAGAAUUGGGUGAUGCCUGAUGGUCCGUUCACCUUGGCUGUGGGUCGCAGUUCGAGAGAUCUACCUCUGGAGGGGAUAUAUUGA
Messenger RNA from Fonsecaea multimorphosa CBS 102226, 2889 nucleotides. RefSeq lists its product as uncharacterized. Gene Ontology annotation, molecular function: beta-glucosidase activity. Bases 1 to 2889 code for a protein of 962 amino acids. The transcript has a single exon. NCBI's taxonomy places the organism in Eukaryota, Fungi, Ascomycota, Eurotiomycetes, Chaetothyriales, Herpotrichiellaceae. Gene Ontology annotation, biological process: glucan catabolic process. The record is from RefSeq and is a predicted model, not a curated record.